AUGACCGAUUAUCAAUUGAUCAAAGCUGCGCAAAUCAUCGUUCAGUCGCGUUUAGGUGAGAAGAAAACAACCAAAUCGAAACCUGUUUAUUCAGGCAGUGAAUGGUUUCACCUUUCCAUUAAAGACAUUCCCGAAGUAACUGUAAAUGCGAAAAAAUGCCUCGGCGAUGCUCAACAUCUUCUAAUUGAUCCACCACACAGUCCAUUUUGUGUUGAAAUAUCUCUUCGCACGCCCGAUUGUGAUACAAUUACAUUGGAAACAUGGUGCAUUUCUUUUGAUGAUUCCGUAUCUGACUCCUCACAACGCGUUCGGUUCAAUAUCUAUAAUCGAAUGAGUAUUGUCCUUCGCUCGUUACUCGCAUGUACACGCGCAACACCAACUUAUCAAUUGUCGCGUAAACAAUCUGCAGAUAAAUAUAUCAUUUGUUAUAAAAUGUACAGUGGGGAACCAAUUGUGAGUCAUCUUGGUGAUCAUUAUUCGAAGAAAACGAUCGGAAGUAUUGUCACACCGAUUGGUCGCUUUGUACUGAAUGUGGCCUACCGCACACGAUUGACAAUGUCAUCUCCGCAGAUUGAAAAUGGCGUAAGUGCAAUAACACAAUUUGGUAUCGAUAUAAAAAACGAUCAUUUUUCAUUGGAUAAAACUCAACGAAGUGUUGAAGAUGAUAGCGAUGCUCAAUUACCUUCUGAACAUAAUUCAAGCGUGCCGAAAAGUUCACCGAUUGAAAUGAUGAAACGACGACACGCUAGCUGUGAUUCAGUUUCUUCCAGCCAUGGAACACCAGAUAAAGUUUAUUAUAGUAAACUGCGUGCUGCUUUCGCAACACCAGGCACAACAACAUAUCCUACGCACGUUGGCUCAUAUUCACGAACAAACGAUAAUGAUUUACCAUUCGUUCUUAUGAUGCAACAACAGCAGCAACAGCAGCAGUCAAAUCCAAUGGAUCACGAUCAACAACAAGAACACAAUAUGAAAAAUAAUUUUUAUGCAAGUGGUGAUUCGGAAAAUGAAACAGCACCUGAUGAUUUUAUUCUCGUUGAAGUGAAACCAUUUUUCGGUAAAAGCGAUUCGACAGAUGAUCUGGCAUUAUUCAUUCGUUCUUGUCAACAACCACCAAUGCUCGAAUCAUUCAUUGUUGAACCAUCACUUGGCGAAACAAUUAAUCAAUUAAACGAAGAAUUACGCAUUUUUGAAUCUAAAGUUGAAGAAUUCGAUCAACUUGUGACAACAUUGGAUACCAAUCACAAAGCUUCUUUAUUUACGACGGAAUAG
Molecule: messenger RNA, 1272 nt
Organism: Adineta ricciae
Lineage: Eukaryota; Metazoa; Rotifera; Eurotatoria; Adinetida; Adinetidae
Source: the annotation of a GenBank genome assembly